CACAGCUCUGCCAUCCCAAUCCCCAUCUGUGUGAGCACGACUUGAUCGUGCGCACACGCAUUCAUCCCUCCAUCAUGAGCGAAUGGGCUGCCGUCGCAACGGCUGAUGGCAAGGUGUACUACUACAACAAAACCACCAAAGCGACCACCUGGGUGAAGCCAGAGGGCGUCCAUGUUGAGCCGCCUGCGCCGCCCACUGUGCCUAAAGGACCAGCUGGUAGCGCCGCCGACUGGGCAGAGGUGAAGACUCCAGAGGGCAGACCGUACUACUACAACAAAAUCACCAGGGAGGUCAGCUGGACUCUGCCUGAAGCUGUGCGCAAGCAGCAGGAACAGCAGCUGCAGCAACAGCAGCACCAACAGCAGAACGGCCGACCUGAUUUCGUAGCAGGUGGAGGCGGAGGCGGCUAUGGAGCACGCGAUGAACACCAUAGCGGACGCGGUAGACGCGAUGACCGUGACCACGGACUGCCCCAGAAGCCAUCGUUCGACCGCGGUGGAGACCGAGGCGAUCGCGGUGAUCGAGGCGCGAACCCAUGGGAGGCGCGGCGCGAGCAGGCGGGCUAUGGAGGGCCAAUGCCCAGCAAGACAGACGAACCAGAGUACGCUUCUGCCGAGGCGGCCGAAGAAGCUUUCUUCAAGCUGUUCAAGCGCAACAAUAUCGCACCGGAUACUCCGUGGCAGGAUGCCUUGCGCGUCGUCAUCCGCGACCGCGACUACCGCGCCAUCAAGGGUCCCAAAGAACGCAAAAAUGCCUACGAGAAGUACUGCGCCGAGAUGCGCGCCGAGCAAAAGAGCAAGGACAAGGAGCGGAAGGAGAAGGCGCGCGAAGACUUCCGUCGCAUGCUGUCCACCCACGACGAGAUCGAGCACUACACUCGUUGGAAGACUGCGCGGCCAACCAUUGAGCACGAGGCUGCAUUCAAGGGUGCCGGCGACGAAGACGAUCGCAGACGCAUAUUCGACGAGUACAUCCUCGAACUGAAGAAACAACAUGCUGAGAAUGAGGCAAAGCGGCGCAAAGACGCCGUGCAUGAGCUGGACAACAUGCUCAAGGUGCUCAUCAUUGAUCCCAACACGACUUGGGCGGAGGCGGAAGACAAGAUUGACAACAACGAGCGAUUUGUGUCGGACGAGACAUUGAAAGGCGUACACAAGCUCGACAUCUUUCUCGCUUUUGAGAGCCACAUGAAAGCGCUGGAGCGUGUGACCAACGACGCCACACAGAAGGAGAAGCACCUGAAGAAGCGCAAGCAGCGGCAAGCUCGCGAUGCGUACAAGCAGCUCCUGAAUGAGCAACUUCACGAGGGCAAUAUCAAAGCCGGCUCGAAGUGGUCGGACUUCUUUCCCCUGAUCGAGAAUGAUCAGCGCUUCCUCGAUUACCUUGCAGUUCCCGCGCGCCCGUAUCCCGGCGCCACAGCCUCCAGUGCAAAAGACCUGUUCUGGGAUAUCGUCGAAGAUGAGGAGCGUAAGCUUCGCUCGAAGCGGAAUGAUGCCCUCGACGUGCUCGAAGAGCAGCGAUUCGAGGUCACACUCGAGACUUCACGGAACGAAUUUGCAGAGAUAAUGCAUUCUCAUCCAAAAACAGCCAGUCUUACAGAGGAUGAAGUCAGCAUGAUCUUUGACAGGAUCCUGCAGAAGGUCCAGCGACGUGAAGAAGAGAAGCAGAUUGGCGUCGAGCGUCAACAGAAGGCGAUCAUCGACAGUCUUCGAUCGGCCAUGAAGAAAGUACACCCUCCUAUCCGCGCUGAAGAAAGCUAUGAUGAUGUUGUCGCGCGACUCUCAGGUAUUCGAGACUGGGACACGGCUGGGGAGGAAGUGCGGAAGCGAGCUUACGAGAAGUACAUGGCGCGAUGGAGGGAGAGGGAUGACGACCGCCCGCGUCGUGACCGAGAGCGCGACCGCAGCAGAGAUUACCGCAAUGGACCUCGACGUGACGAACGAGACGAUCGCAGGGACCGUGUCCGCCAACGCACACGCACUCCGGAGAUCGACGCGUAUGAGGCCGACAGGCGAAAGGCUCAGGCUGACCGCGAGAGGUCAUACCGGAAGGCCUCUUUCGGUCUGACGCCUCCUCCUCCUCGUGGAGUCGACCGAUAUGACGACCGUGAUCGACGUGACGACCGCCGAGAUGAGCGACGACGACCGACCAGAGAUGGCUUUCACGACAAUGAGCGACGUGCUCGGGAAGCAGAGCGUGAGAGAAACUUCAUGUCUCGUGCCGAUCCCCGCGAGAAGAAUAAGACGCUGGACUACGGCGACGACGAUGUUGUUGGUAGUCGGCCCCCAAGCAUUCGCAAGAGACGGGAGAGCGAGACUAGCAUGGCCAGUCGCCGGGAGAGCAAGCGUCCACGCCGCGAAGGAGGCAGAACACGUUCCCCUGAAGCAGAUAGCACUCUGCUCAAGGAAGAACCACCAGCGCUCCAAAGCGGAUCCGAAGAAGGAGAAAUUGAAGAGAUAUAGCGUUGCGCUCCGUCUUGCCCCAGCAGCACAGAUGGAAGCCUACCAUGCCUGGAGUAUCUCGGUCGGACAAGGCUGGGAUGUCUGGACGCAUGGUCGAGGGUUCCGUUUAUGUGAUGCGUCGUCGUUGGUUCAACCAUGUUGCUUCUCAGCUACAUCAUCGCUUGACCCAGAAAUUCAAACUGCAAGCACUGACCAGAAUUCUCUGCAGCUCUGUCUCCACAUGUCGCUCGAGGGCAGCUCGGACAAUCGGCGAGAGAAGCAGACAUGUCAAGGCUCUGCUCUAUUGCGCUACCAUGCACCACCUUUUCAGAACAAUGGACCUCGUUUGGUACUGGAAAAGGCAACUUGUUUCGGCCACGGCCAAACGAGUGACUGUCAUUCGGUACGUUGUAGCAAAAC
Molecule: messenger RNA, 2861 nt
Organism: Sphaerulina musiva SO2202
Lineage: Eukaryota; Fungi; Ascomycota; Dothideomycetes; Mycosphaerellales; Mycosphaerellaceae
Exons: 3
Coding region: 75-2462 (795 amino acids)
Biological process (GO): mRNA cis splicing, via spliceosome
Cellular component (GO): U1 snRNP; U2-type prespliceosome
Molecular function (GO): protein binding; RNA binding
Source: RefSeq, a predicted model, not a curated record